AUGGCUGUAAGCAGUUUUGCUUCUUCCAUAUUAAGUAAAAUACAUGGAUUUGUCAGUGGUAAUGCAGUAUCAGUUUUACAAAAUUAUAAUGGACGAAAUGAUGCUGUAGCAGGACCCUCAAAUAUGAUGCCAAUUCAAGAUCGUCGACUAGUUGAAAAAACGUUCAAAUUAAUGGAUAGUGUUGUUAAACAUUGUCAACAACCACGCCUAAAUCUGAAAAACUCACCGCCUUUUAUACUAGAUAUAUUGCCAGAUACUUAUCACCAGCUAUCAACUAUAAUAUCGAAGAACCCAAAUAUUCUGAAGGAUAAUACAUAUUUGUUUCUCUUUUUAGAAAAUGUCCAAUUGAAGUGCAAGCAGACCUUGAAGUUAUUCAAGGAAGAUCGCGAAAAAAUUUAUGAUGAGAGGUCCGGAGCACGUCGCAAUCUUACUAAGCUCUCAUUAAUUUUCUCACACAUGUUGGCAGAGUUGAAAGCUGAGUUUCCUGAUGGACAUUUUAUUGGUGAGAACUUUCGAAUCACCAAAAAAGAAGCUGAUCAGUUUUGGAGAGAAGCAUUUGGCAGCAAGACAACUGUACCGUGGUUUGAAUUUCGAGUAACGUUAAGUAAAGUGCACAAACUUAAUGCCGGUCUGGAGACUCUUGCUUUAAAGACCACCAUUGACCUAACAGUCAACGAGCAUAUUUCGAACUUUGAAUUUGAUGUAUUCACGAGGCUCUUUCAACCAUGGAAUUCAUUAUUGCAUAAUUGGCAGCUGCUUGCUGUAACUCAUCCUGGAUAUGUUGCUUUUCUGACAUAUGACGAAGUGAAACAGAAACUUCAGAAAUACAGCAGCAAGCCGGGAAGCUACGUCUUCCGCCUGAGCUGUACACGUCUUGGGCAAUGGGCUGUCGGUUAUGUAGCUCCUGACGGCAAAAUUUAUCAAACUAUUCCGCAAAACAAAUCACUCAUACAAGCAUUAGUGGAUGGGAGUCGAGAAGGAUUGUACGUUGAUCUUUCUUACAUUGUAUUUUAUCGUUUCCCUGAUGGAAGACCUACCAAUCCUGAUCUAAGUCAUGCUUUGCAACCAAGUCCAGAAGGUCAUUUAAAAGUGACGCCCGAGCAAUAUCAGAUAUAUUGUGAAAUGGGUACAACAUUUGAAAUGUGCAAAAUCUGUGCAGAAAAUAACAAAAAUGUCAAGUUAGAACCGUGUGGGCAUUUACUUUGCACACCGUGCUUGCAGAGCUGGCAGGAAUCAGAUGGUGGUAGCACGUGUCCUUUUUGUCGCUGUGAAAUCAAAGGUACCGAGAAAAUCAUUAUCGAUUCGUUCGACCCAACUAAAACAAACAAAAAACUUGGUUAUGAAACAAUUAUUGACAAAAGUAGUGUUAAAAAUAUACGACAGUCUUGGCCACCGAGGAAUGAAGUUGUGCCACCCUGGCGGGCACCUCCAUUACCUCCCCGUUAUGACUCUUCUUCGGCUGGCAGUAGUCCAUCCGUUACACACAAGCAAUUAACUUUUAUUGGAGACAGAGAUCCUCUUGGAACAGAUGCGACCAAACUCAAACAUAACGCUCCACCAACUAGUGUCAUGCAGUCAGAAAUGGUGACGCAGACUUUGACAGAGGGACCAUCUUACGUAAAUGUAGUUACUUCCAAUGGGAAAUCGAGCUAUGAGAGAUUGCAAUAUGUCAACACUGCUGUAAUAAGUAGUCAAACAUAG
Thelazia callipaeda (thelaziosis nematode) is the source of this 1701-nucleotide messenger RNA. The record is from the annotation of a GenBank genome assembly. NCBI's taxonomy places the organism in Eukaryota, Metazoa, Nematoda, Chromadorea, Rhabditida, Thelaziidae.